AUGGCACCGACCUCGAAUGUCCAUGCUCGAUCGCACAGUCUGCUGCUCUUACAGAAACUCCUCAACCUUCGUGACGGCGCAAGUCCUCUUACUCUCGUGAUAGACAAUCUCGAACAACCUGCGCGACCAGUCCUUAGCGAGUUUGUGUCGAGAGCAAAGAUUGCAAAGACACAAGUUAUCUUCCUGUCGCUGGUAACGCUGAAGAAACCACAAGAUGCAGAUGUUUUCAUAAAAGCUGCAGGCAGAGAUCUUCAGACUGUGCGCAAAGAGUUGUUGAAUCAUUAUCCUGCUUUCAACCCUCUUUUGGACAAGGGAAAGCCCACUCAAAGGGCCGUUGUGAUUGUCGACUCACUAAACGCCUUAGCAUCUGCCGCUCCUCAGUCCCUGGCAAGCUUUCUCUCAAGCAUCAUCACGCCAGCUGUCUCUAUCGUUGCCACGUACCAUGAUGAUGUACCCAUAGUACUGCCAAGGUCGUUCAGCGAGUAUGAACCCCAUCCUUUUACUGUACUAUGCCACCUCGCUACUGCUAUCCUGAGGCUGUCCAGUCUUUACCAAGAGAUUGAGCGUCAGAAGGCUCGAAACAGGAGCAUUCAGGAGCCAGAGUGGGGUUUGAACGAAAAUCGUGAGGGAGUGCUCGUCAGUCUUGGAGAGAAGGGCAGAGAUCGGAACGAGGACAGCAAUGGAGUUGUUAUUAAUAUGGAAUUACGACGACGAAGUGGAAGAACUGUUUCAGAAAAGUUUAUUCUCAGCUCCAAAGGCUUGGUUACAGCGCCUCAACCCGGCAAGGUGUGCUUGCUUACAGAUCACCCAAUGUUCGCAGCACCAACGGACAGUGGAGAGACCGGCGAAGGAGAGGAGGAGCCUGAGAGUACAUUUAAUCUGGGGCUCACAGAAAAGCAGCGAAAGGACCGAGAGGGUAUUGUGUUGCCAUACUUUGAUGCGCAAACGGAUAUUGGUGCAGGAGAAGGAGGAAGAAUUCUUUACGAAAUGGGUAGAGAGGACGACUUUGAUGAUGAGGAGGAUGAGAUAUAG
This is a messenger RNA of Fusarium musae, 1032 nucleotides long. RefSeq lists its product as uncharacterized. Gene Ontology annotation, cellular component: cytosol; nucleus; elongator holoenzyme complex. The coding region runs from base 1 to 1032 and encodes 343 amino acids. The transcript has 3 exons. Gene Ontology annotation, biological process: tRNA wobble uridine modification. NCBI's taxonomy places the organism in Eukaryota, Fungi, Ascomycota, Sordariomycetes, Hypocreales, Nectriaceae. The record is from RefSeq and is a predicted model, not a curated record. Gene Ontology annotation, molecular function: tRNA binding.